ACAUACCUACAAAAAAUGAAAUAUUGGAAACUUGUUGUGUUCCCAGAUCAAAAUCUUGUUUUGGUUCAAAAUUGGCAAACAACAACCUUACAUUCUCUCUCUCUGCUUUUUUUCUCAGGUAUUUUCUCUUGUUCAUUUUCAGGGCUUUGUUUCACCAAGGGUAUUUCAUCGGAUCUACAUCCGUUGCUUGCCCCUUGUCUUCAAUUCGCUCUGAUCGUGCAGUAACUUCCAGUGGGUGGUGGAUGUAUUUGUUGAUUGUAAUUUGGUAGAUGCAUUUUGUGAGGUCAUCUGAAAGAUGGAUCUAGAAGGCAAAAAAUUUGGGAGGGGCAACAAAGAACUUGGAGGUACUCGUGAUCUCAUAAAUCAGUAUAGACUUUGGCCCUACUAUGAAUUCUUCUGCAAGAAGUCACUCCCAGUGUCAAUUUCAGAGACACAUUAUCUUCACAAUGUGGUGGGUGACACAAAAAUCAGGAAGGGAGAAGGAAUGGAACUGGAUCAGCUCUGUAAAAACACAGACACGAGUGAGAAAAAAGCUUGCUUAUGUCCUUUUGACUUGGAUGUACUCAGUGAAGCUUUCCAUAUGAGGGAUAUGAAUCCAGUCCACCUUUCUUCUAAGGGGCUACCAAAUGCAGUGCCCAAGUUAGAAAACCAGUCUAGAGAUCAUGAGAGGAAGAACAAAAAGGUAAAAGAUAAAGGUGAGGAGUAUAGGAAGCAGAAGCAUAGAUUACAUCGAGUAAAUAAUGGAAGUUGUAUAGAGAACAUCAGAAUUAGACCCCAUGAUCCUCAUCCCUUGCUGCAGUUGAAGAACCAACGAGGCAAGAAAAGGAGGGCAGAGACAAGCAAUAAUGAUCCUUCUGUUUGCAAGCGAUAAGAUACUGGAAAUAUGUGAUUAAUUCAGAAGCUGACAGUGAACUCUGUUUUUGUCACAUUUAACAUUUUUUGUUCUCUCCUACUCUAAAUCUCUUGUUUCUAUUUGGCUCACCUAAAUACUUAAUUUCCAAAGUGCGGGAACAAAAGAAUUUCAUGUUCUGGAGUUUGUUUAUUAAUUUAAUUAAAGCAUUAUCAUUUUCUUUCUUUC
Glycine soja is the source of this 1078-nucleotide messenger RNA. Its product is annotated as probable mediator of RNA polymerase II transcription subunit 19b. Gene Ontology annotation, cellular component: mediator complex. The record is from RefSeq and is a predicted model, not a curated record. Gene Ontology annotation, molecular function: transcription factor binding; transcription coregulator activity. Gene Ontology annotation, biological process: positive regulation of transcription by RNA polymerase II. Lineage: Eukaryota; Viridiplantae; Streptophyta; Magnoliopsida; Fabales; Fabaceae. The transcript is spliced from 5 exons. Bases 296 to 871 code for a protein of 191 amino acids.